Molecule: messenger RNA, 572 nt
Organism: Cetraspora pellucida
Lineage: Eukaryota; Fungi; Glomeromycota; Glomeromycetes; Diversisporales; Gigasporaceae
Source: the annotation of a GenBank genome assembly
UAACCAAAAUGAAUUUGGUUUUGAAAAUCAAAUUGAAGGCGAAAAUAACCUUAUGAUGAAUUCGGGAGGUGCCUACCAUGAAGAAUUUCAGGAGAAUGCAACUUUUUGUGAGUGGAAUUAUGUAGAUAAUAUCUUUGGUGCACUGUAUGAUGAUAAUCAAGCUAUUGACAUUAGUAGUAAUGCGCUAAAUAAUAUGAAUCAAAGUAACUAUGAUAUGGAGAAUCCUGAAAACGAUCGGCGUUAUGAAUUACAAGUAGGCAUGGUGUUUUCUGAUUGGGAACAUGCUAUGAAUGAAUUGAGAAAGUAUGAAAAAAGAGAAGGAUUCAGAACACGUUGUUAUCGUAUUGAAAAAUUCAAAAAUGGGGAUAUUCGAAGACGCACAAUGGUCUGUAAACAUUUUGGACAACCUGAAGCAACUAAAAGCAAGGAUCAAAAAAAAGAAACCACAAUCAAACGUGUUGGAUGUACGUGGCAAAUAAAUCUGUCGUGCCCUGAAAAAGAAAAACCUAACAAAGUCGUAUACAUUUCAAAAUUAAUCAACGAGCACCAAAAUCAUGAACUUGACCAAGCAC